CAGCAAUACCACUCUCACUCGCCAUACCGAAAGAAGCUAGCAGGGUAGCCACCAACGAGAGCAAGGCAUGCAUGGAGCUCGCAGCGGCGGCUCUGGGAAGCCUCCUCCCCAAGCUUAGCACCCUUCUCAGCGAUGAAUACAAGCUGCAGAAGGGGGUCAGGGGGGAGAUCAGGUUCCUUCAAGCUGAGAUGGAGAGCAUGCAGGCUGCCCUUAACAGGGCGUCGAAGCUGCCGGCUCAUCAGAUUGAUGAGCUUAACAAGAUCUGGGUGAGGGACUUGAAGGAGCUGGUCUAUGACGUUGAGGACAGUGUUGAUGCUUUCAAGGUUCGUGUCGAUAAUGAUCCUGAACACGCCAAGGCGCAUAGCUUCAGAAGAUUUUUCGACAGGACCAUUGGCUUGCUGACCAAGGCCAAGAGUCGCCAUCAUAUCGCUGAUGACAUCCAAGACAUCAAGAGACGCAUCGAUGAGGUUUCCAAAAGGAAAGAAAGGUACAACUCUUUAGGUGUUGGAGUGCCACAGCCUGACACUGUCGAUAUUGAUCCACGCAUGCCGUCUCUCUACCAAGAUGCAGCAAAGCUCGUUGGCAUCGAUGGCCCUACACAGAAGCUUAUCGACUUGCUAACAAGAGUAGAAGGUGUGAAAAAACAGAAGCUAAGGGUUGUCUCUAUUGUUGGGGUGGGAGGCCUGGGCAAAACAACCAUUGCCAAUUCCGUGUAUGAAAGAUUACGGGGACAAUUUGAGAGUCAUGCUUUUGUGUCGGUGUCACUUAAACCAGACAUGAAGCAGAUUCUCAGCAGCAUACUCCGGCAAGUUAGUAAAGACAAGUGUACUAAUGCUGGAGAAAAGGAUCGGGAUGAACUUCUAAGGAGCAUCCGGGAUUUCCUCGUCAAUAAGAGGUACCUCAUUGUAAUUGAUGAUGUAUGGAAUGUAGAAGCAUGGGAAAUCAUCAAAUGUGCUCUUAUUGACAAGAAUGUUGGCAGCAGAGUUAUUGUGACAACCCGUAAAAUGGAUGUGGCUAAAUUCUCUUCAAUGGAUGGUGAGCUGUAUGAACUGGAUCCUCUCUCUGAGAAGGACUCCAGAAGACUUCUUUGUAAAAGGAUAUUUAACGAAGAUGUUGGAAUUCAUUCUGAUCUGGAAGAGGUAACAAUGAAAAUUUUGAAGAAGUGUGGAGGGAUACCAUUAGCUAUCAUUACUAUAGCAAGUAUGUUGGCUAGUAUGCCCAGAACAAAGUAUGAAUGGUAUGGUGUUCACAAUUCUAUGGGUUCUGGACUUGAAACAGACAAGACACUAGAUAAGAUGAGAAAUAUAUUACAUCUUAGUUAUAGUGAACUGCCUUUCUAUCUAAAGCCUUGUUUAUUAUAUCUGAGCAUGUUUCCCGAGGAUUUCGAGAUUCGAAUAAAUGAUUUGGUACGACUUUGGUUAGCAGAGGGUUUUAUCUAUGGAAAACAGGGGAGCAAUUUGUAUGAUAUUGGAGAGAAGUAUUUCAAUGAGCUUGUUAAUAGAAGCAUGAUUCAGCUGGUAGAAAUCAAUGAAUUUGGUGUUGCAAAAACUUGUAGAGUACACGAUAUGAUACUUGAUCUCAUCAUUUCCCUUUCAACACAAGAAAAUUUUGCCAUUAUACUUGACGGUUCGCACCUCAAAUCUACAAUGCACAGUAUUCGACGAAUAUCAUUGCAUGAUAAAGUAGAUGGCAACCGAGAAGAUAGCAAGGAAGAACAAAUUAUACUACCAACAACAGUAAGCAUAUCUCAUGCCAGGUCACUCGUUGUUUUGGGCAAUGCAGUUCAAUUGAUGCCACCUCUGUCAUGGUUUUCAGUUCUUCGUGUUUUAUGUUUGAAAAAUGUUCCUAGUAAGGUUAUUCAUCCCAAGGAUCUAGGGAGUUUGCACCACUUGAGAUAUCUAGAAUUAGGUGGAGAGGUUGAACCAGGGCUUCUAGAAGGAAUUGGAAAUCUAAAGCUUCUGAAGACAUUGAAUCUAAAGCUUCUGAAGACAUUUAAUUUGUGGGGCCCGUCCAUAGAAGAACUGCCAACAAGCAUUGUUGAGCUACAAGGACUUGAACAUCUAUUAAUGGAUAAGCGUAAGCUUACGGGGUUGAAGCUUCCAGAUGGGAUUGGUAAUCUGACUUCCCUGCAAGAGCUGUCAGGGCUCGAUGUGAACAACUCACCAAGUACUCUGACUGAGCUAGGUAAGCUUACAGAACUACGGACGCUGGCACUAAAAGGAUUAGGUGAAAAUGAGAGUUACAUGAAGACUUUCUUGCAGAGUCUAUCAAAUCUAGGCAACCUUCGCACUCUUGAAUUUUAUAGUAGCACUGGAACCAUUUCCCUAGAUAACAUGUCAGAUCAAUGGAGGGGUCCUGUACAUCUACAGAGCUUUAAUGGGGGCGUUUCAACCUUCUUUGCGUUGCCACGGUGGUUUUCGUCCCUCUCUGAGCUAUCCUGCUUGUUCAUCAGGGUCAAUGUGCUAAGACAGGUUGAUCUCCAACUGCUUGGAGCUUUACCCGUGCUACGUAUUCUAUACUUACAAGCAGCAUCUCGUGGCGUCACUGAAGAACGGUUGGCCAUUGGUGGUGACCAGUCCUUCCGCUCUCUAGCAAAGUUUAGGUUUAUGCACUAUUCAAGCUGCUGGCUGGUGUUUGGACCAGGAGCGAUGCCAAAGCUUCAAAGCUUUGGGUUGUACUUAGAAGCACAGAAGACAGCGAGUGGUGGUAUCGAUGUUGGCUGGGAGAACCUCACGUCCCUUAAACAUGUAACCGUCACAGUUGACUGUGAUGGAGCCAGGGCCAGGAAGGUGGAGGAUGUCGAGACCAGAAUCAGGGAUGUAGUUGGCAGCCAUCCGAACCAUCCAACUCUCGAGCUGUCAAGAGUUUCGGAACAAUUCAUGACGUAGGAUGAGGACAAAGAUGUCCGUGAGGCUUCGGAGCAGCAAAGUGUCAUAUGAUUGGCUAUCAGUUAGGACUUGCAGACUGCCGACGACGGAAAGGAAGUUAAGCCAGGUGUCCGAUUGGGACUUGCAGGCUUCCGAAUUCGAUUCUUAGCCAUCCAUAAUCUAAUAUUUUCCUAAAAUAAUCCUUCUUUGGUGUCCUCCCCUGUUUCUAUUUGUGUUGCCCCCUGCUUCUAUUAUUGUCCUUCCCAAUUCUGCUUUGCACCCCAAUCUGGCAUCUCUUUGCCGCAUCCCCCCAUUGUUCACGUCCUCAUUUGCUGCACGCAAGUUUCUAAGUCAUUCCAUCAGUUCACAACAUUUCACUUUACUAGCAUUUCUCCAUAGUUUAUUUGUUUCGCACCAAAUUAUGCUUCUAUAAACCAAAAAAAAUUUCUCUAUUAUGAAAGAAAAACAAUAUCAUCCAUUGUUAUAAAAAAAACUCCAUUCUAUGCUUGAAAAAUAGAUCCACUCCUUAUCAAAAAACAAAAAAAAAGUCUGUUAUUAUGCUUUUUGGUGUCAUGCACCCUUUAAACAAAAAAAAAUCACCUCUAUUUCAGCUUGUUGUUUUGAGUCUUCCAAUCAGUCAGUGCCAUUAUGUUACUACACACAUUUCACUUCUAUUUGGAUUUCUCCGUACUCUAUUUCCUGUUCUUGCUUAGUUCUCCGCUUUAACAAAAAAAAAGUCCAUCUCUAUUAUGCAUAAAAAAAUAAAUCAACCCUUGUUAUCAUUAAUAAUCCUAUUUUGGUGUUCUUGAAAAAUAACCCCCCCCCCUUGUUAUCUUAAACAAAAAAAAACUCUUUGUUGUGCUUAAAGACUAAAUCUGUCCCUGCUGUCUUCCCUCCUUUAAUAAAUCAAAAAAACACCUUGUGUUCUUGAAAACUGAGCCCUACCCCACACCCGACCCCCACUGUAAACAUCCAUGAAAAAAAAAAUGCUGUUCACAUGCUUGAUAAUUUGGUCACAUCCUUUCUGUCCUUCGAAUGUAUUGAACAAGCCAAUGUCAUGCUGCUCCAACAUAUUCAGCUAAUUUCCCUUCAGACCUGGCCUUCAUAUUGGAUGCAUUUUCCACCAAUUUGACUUUUCGGAGAGAAACAAUUAUCCUGCACAAUGGGCAACAUUUGUAGUAGCUUUCAAGAUUUUAUUACUUUGUUUGGGACUUGGAGUGUUCAUUAUAAUAUGGCUUUACCAUUUAAAUAAAUGUGGACAUGGACUUGUGUACUUAUGGACUUAUGUAAUGAGGGCUUAUGUUGUUGGUCAACUUUCAUUAUCUUUGAGUUACUUGUGUGUAUGGAAGGCAUUUAGCAUUUUAAGUAUGCUUUUCUAUUAUUGAAAAAACACAUUGUUGUUCCAUAAAAAACAUAUUGUUGUUUAAUUACUGGCUGGCUGAUUGUUUUGGCCACGCAAGCGGUCA
Molecule: messenger RNA, 4333 nt
Organism: Panicum virgatum (switchgrass)
Lineage: Eukaryota; Viridiplantae; Streptophyta; Magnoliopsida; Poales; Poaceae
Product: disease resistance protein RGA5-like
Exons: 5
Coding region: 72-2888 (938 amino acids)
Biological process (GO): defense response to other organism
Molecular function (GO): ADP binding
Source: RefSeq, a predicted model, not a curated record